UUCGCUUUCUUAAGUAAUCGACCUUCACUUGUUUUUUUAUUCCGAAUCAUAUUGUACUUGUACCAGCGACUUUUGUAGGGGAAAAUGUAGACAUGAAUGGACCGUAUAAGAUGAAUGUGCUGUUAAUUCCGGCCUUUAUACUGAUGCCCAGCCCAGCCCAUGCGGCCCAAGUGCACAAGCAGCACAUCCCAUCCAUUCGACGCAACAGAACUAACACUGGCAGACAUCCGGCCCACGCAGCAACACGUUAUCGACAAGCACGUCUCCUUCCUUCCCCACCCACUGCUCCACCUCCAUCCUCCAUGGCUCCUCCGCCGCGGCGAAACCCGCCGCACCAGAACCCCACCCGGAGGAAGGGCGAGGAGCCGUGGCUCGCCGCGAGCCUCCGCCCGGCGAACUUCCUCCCGGGCCUCGCCAUCGGGUUCCUCCUAGGCCUCCUCCUCGACUUGUCCUCGUCGUGGAGGCCCAAGUCCAGCCCCGCGCCGGCUCCGGCCGCCGCACCCGCGCGGGCCUCCAGCUCCAAGCGGGCGUCGGGGACCUCGUUUGCCUCGGGCGGCGAGGAGCUUAAGAUGGUUUUAGUGGUGCGUCAGGACCUCAAGAUGGGGGCUGGUAAAAUAGCUUCCCAAUGUGCCCAUGCAGCGACUGGCUUGUACGCAGAAUUGUUGUCAAGCAAUCGGGGUUUACUUAGACAAUGGGAGCAACUUGGACAAGCUAAGAUUGUUUUGACAUGCAAGAAUCAACAGGAAAUGAACAGGCUAAAGGAAACUGCAGAACAUAGAGGUAUUCCUACAUUUAUUGUAGCUGAUGCAGGCCGCACACAGGUGCUGGCUGGAUCCAAAACAGUUCUUGCAAUAGGACCAGGGAGGAAAGCUGACAUCGAUUCAGUUACUGGGAAACUGCGUUUGCUGUGAUCUUCAGCUGCCUCUCGGAGAUGGUCAACCUCUGUUCUACUGAUUUCUUCAUAUGGUUGUUUUACUGUCUUGCCAACGCCAACAUAUCUGGUUAUUAACUGGACAUUACAAGAUUCAUGAUAGUCACUAAUUUGAGAGCCCUUAUUUCAAAAUCAUAGUAGGAAAAAAUACUUGAUUAUGCAAAUCAGCAAAUCCCAUCUUAAGCAAUCAGUGUAUGUUUUGCAACCACUUAAGAGCUUGUUCGGUUAUUCCCAAUACACAUGGAUUGGAUGGGAUUGGAAAAAAUUGAGAAGAAGUUUGACUUGUUUGGGAUUCAAACCCAUCCAAUCCCACUCAAUCCACAUGGAUUGAGAGCUAACCGAACAAGCCCUAAUGUGGAUAAUUACUGCUAAAAUAGGUUGCGUUUUCUCUCUCUACAGAGUACUGUCUUCCCAGUUGAAGAGCCCUGCGCCCCGUUUAGCAUCAGAAACAGUUGCCUGUCGUUGUAGCCGUUUGAAGGUUAACCUGAUGUUUAUUCGUGAAGUUGUAAGUUUUAGGUGGCCCAUUUGAGAUGCCAUGGCAUACAAGAGAUUUCUUGUUGAGACAAUCCUCAUUAUGCCAUAAAAAAUUAUAUCAUCCCUUGUGUGUCACUAGCUCUAUAUAUCAUACAACCAAAAAUAUCUUGCGUUCCAACUAUUUAUAGUAAAUUUCUAUAUGAAAAUCCAUGAGCUACUAUAAUCUUAUUUUAUUGAAAACCAAACAUUCAAAAAAAAUAGAAUGAAGCUACUCUAUUCUUUCUCACUUCAAUCAAACACACCCUUAGUUAUCUAUCCAAGAGCUACUAUAAUCUUAUUUUAUUGAAAACCAAACAUUCAAAAAAAAAAAAGAAUGAAGCUACUCUAUUCUUUCUCACUUCAAUCAAACACACCCUUAGUUAUCUUGACCAGGACGGACUCGACCGGCUAGCCGUAGCGAGGCACCUUACCUGCAAUGCUAAGAACAUAGAGUCCACUAUACAGUACGAAUUCCUAUGCCUCUUUCUGCCACGGUAAAAUAGAGGAAUUUGUCAAAAUAGGUCGUUCUAAACUGCCGCUCUGCAAAAUACGCCCGCGCUAGCUCAGAUCGUAAAAAUGGGUCGCUCAAGCGCUGCCACUCGCCAGGAGAGGUCACGACAGCUUCUGGUGUACCUGGCAGGUGGGCCCAGUUGCUCCCUGCCCAUUUUGCCCUUACGGCCGUUCACAACGCCGUCUUCUCCCUCCAUUAACCGAAGCAUAUCGAGCUCUCAGUGUCCGCUCUCUGCUGCUCUCUGGCUCUGGAACGCCGCUCUCCUCGCGCUCUCAGUGUCCGCCGCCAUCGAUCUGCACGGCCUGGCCGGCGACGGCGACGACUACCCCCACUCCUCCUCUGCAGGUGAUCUCCCCCCUUCCCUCUUCCCCUGUUCGCUGACAUAUCCGCUACCCUCUGUAACGUUUACGUACCCAGUUGGUUCAUCCAGGGGGUCGUGCAAGCCAUUGGAAUAGAACUGCGAAGACGUCUGCCACUCCUCCCCUUUGCAGGUAACUUUUGCCCACCCCACCCCUCUGUCGCGGCGUCGCGGUGCUCAAUCCGGGCGGCUCCCAAGUUCUAUCGCCGCUGCGGCAGCGCCAUAUAUUCAAAAUAUGUUUGACCAUUAUGUGUAAUAAUUUGUGCUAACACUAGAUAUAGGUGGUGACAAUUUCGUGCUCGCAUCAUGGAUGGUAAUGAUGAUGGCACCAUGUCUAUUGACUGGAAUAGCUUUAUUAUUGAGAAUGCUGAAAAUAAGGAUAAUUGGGAGACGGGUGAUAUGUUUAGAAUCUGUGAUGAGGAUGAGAUGUAUGUGUUCUUGGGACUUGGAGAUGAGGAUGAGGAGAUAAAUCGAACCCACCCGGAACCAAGCAACUUUGCAUCUCAUUUUACAUCGGAAAGUAAUAGUUUUGAUCCAAGCGAUGUAGAUGCUGCAUGCCAGUUGAUGAUGAAAAUCCAGAAAUGGUCAAUAUAUUGCACGAUGUUGACCACCCUGAUCUGAAGUUGGGUACUCUUUAUCCAUCGAUGAAAGAGUUUAGGCUAGCUGUGAGGCAAUAUGCUAUAAAUGAGGAGUUUGAGCUUGGCAUAACAAAGUCGGAUAGAAAUAGAUAUAGAGUGUACUGCAAAGGGAAUGAUUGCACAUGCCCUUGGAAACUGAAUGGUUCUACAAGGCCAGAUUCUAGUGUUAUGGUACUAACCUUUCUUCUAUUUCUCUCCAAUUGUAUAUUUUUGUUCACAAAAGUUGGUGUUACUUACAUCCUUUUUUGUUUUGUAGGUUACCGUCCUAGUGAAUGAGCAUAAAUGUGCUUCAAGCAGCCGGAUUAGUUAUGGGAAUGCCAAUCAAGCAUGGGUAGCACAGAAGGCCUUGCCUUUACUAAGAAAUGAGCCUUCACUUGGUGCUAAGACUUUGCAAAAGAGGUUACAAGACACAUACAACUGUAGGGUCAGUUAUGAUGUGACAUGGAAAGAAAUGCAAGAAGCUCUAAAAGAGAUGCAUGGCAAUUAGGAUGAUAGUUUCAGUAUGUUGUACAGGUGGAAGGAAGAAGUUUUGAUAAAAGCCCCUCAUAGUGUGGUGGAGAUAGACACCCAAGUUGUAGAUGAAAAUGUCUACUUCCAUAGAUUUUUCUGUGCACUUGAGCCUUGUAUAGAAGGGUUUCGUGCUGCUUGUAGGCCUUACCUUAGUGUGGAUUCAACUGCACUCAAUGGUAGAUGGAAUGGUCACCUAGCAGCUGCAACAGCGUUAGAUGGACACAAUUGGAUGUACCCGGUUGCGUUUGGGUCAUGGAGUCUGAGAGCAAGGAUAAUUGGGUUUGGUUUAUGACACAGCUUCGAAGGGCCAUAGGGAAUAUGGAGAAACUAGCUAUUUGUACUGAUGCCGGCAAAGGUUUGAUGACUGCUGUGGAACUACUUUUCCCACAAGCUGAUAAGAGAGAAUGUUUCAGACAUUUGAUGCAAAAUUUCAUCAAAAGAUUCCAUGACAAUAGUUACAGAGGAAUGUAUCCUGCUGCAAGAGCAUAUAGACAAGCUGAAUUUGAUAGACAUAUUGGGCCCAUUUUGCAUUCUGACCCUGAAGUGAUUACCUGGCUAAAUAGAGAUCACAAGUUCAAGUGGAUGAGGAGUACUUUUGAUCCAGAUAUCAAAUGCGACUACAUCAACAACAAUUUAGCAGAGUGUUUCAACAACUGGGUCAAAGACCACAAAGACCUACCAGUAGUUCAACUAGCAGACAAGAUUAGAGAGCUUAUUCUGGUCUUAUGGGAGAAAAGGAGGAGAAUUGGUGGCAAACUAUGUGGAACUAUCUUGCCAGCUAUAGUACAUCAAUUGAAUAUAAGGUCUAGAGGACUUGGUCAUUUAAAAGUUUUAAAUGCUGGAAAUGGUCAUGCUGAGGUUUUUGAUAAUAGCCCCAAACAAGAAAGACAUAUUGUUGAUCUAGGAGCGCAAGAGUGCUCAUGUCUGGAGUGGCAGCACACUGGGAAACCUUGUGACCAUGCCAUAGUUGUCAUCACUAGUUUUAGAAGUGAAAAGAUCGAAAACUAUGUUCAUGAUUUUUAUUCAGUACAAAAGUUUAGAUAAGCAUACUGUAGAGUCAUCUAUCCUAUAAGGGAUCGUUCACAGUGGCCUAAAGUUGAUAUGGUCCCUGUUGUAAAAGGACCUUUAGCAAAACGAGGUGUUGGUAGGCAAAGAAAAUUACGAAUGAAAGGUUGUCUGGAAGGUGGGAGUAAACCUAAGACAACCAAUAAAGAAGGUGUCAGGCAAAUGAAAAGAGGCCCUAUACGAUGCAAAAAAUGUGGAGAGCUUGGUCAUAGACAAACAAGUUAUAAGUGCCCACUAAAUGGUACCCAAAAAAGGAAUAGGAAACUAUGUAAGAUUUGAAAUAUGUUGUGUGAACUAUGUGUUAUUUGAGACCAUGUGAAGUGUAAGACCAUGUGAAAUAUGUUGUGUCAACUAUGCUUGUAGGCCUUAUUUGAGACCAACAAUUUGUUCAUUUGUUAUCUGUUUUUUGA
Molecule: messenger RNA, 4936 nt
Organism: Zea mays
Lineage: Eukaryota; Viridiplantae; Streptophyta; Magnoliopsida; Poales; Poaceae
Product: probable peptidyl-tRNA hydrolase 2
Exons: 8
Coding region: 93-911 (272 amino acids)
Cellular component (GO): mitochondrion; cytosol
Molecular function (GO): peptidyl-tRNA hydrolase activity
Source: RefSeq, a predicted model, not a curated record